AUGAAUCUGACUUGCAACACUACGCUGGAGGAUAUGAAAAUAUCGCCUGGCUCAGAGCGCCUCAUUGCCGGUCGCCUCAACUUCCAUGACCUCGCUCGAGUCAUCUCCGCAUCGAGUACCCUCAUUGCCACAGCGCUCAGUUUGUACCUUAUUUGGAUGCACGCUCUGCACUACACCCAGCCUCGUGAGCAGCGAUACAUCAUUCGUAUUCUUUUCAUGGUUCCCGUGUACGCCAUCUCGUCAUAUUUGCAACUUGAGUGGUACUGGCAUGCCAUCUACUUUCAGGUCAUCGCGGAUUGUUACGAAGCCUUUGCUAUUGCGUCCUUCUUCGCGCUGCUGUGUCACUACGUGGCACCGGAUAUACGAAGUCAAAAAUCCUUCUUUCGCGAGUUAUACCCAAUUAAGCCAUGGGUUAUGCCAGUCAAUUGGUUUGCCAAAUGCUGUGGCGGCGAGCGAGGUAUUUGGAGAUUACCGAAGAGUGGCUUGACGUGGUUUAAUAUCAUCUGGAUUGGUGUAUAUCACUACUGCUUCAUUCGUGUCGCCAUGACCAUAUCUGCAGUUGUGUCACAGUACUUCAAAAGAUACUGCGAAAGUUCCAACAGCCCAGUAUUUGGUCACAUUUGGAUCAUUGUGAUUAACGCAAUAGCUGUUACAAUCGCAAUGUACUGCCUUAUCCAAUUCUACGUCCAACUCAAAGAGCCGUUAGCCGAGCACAAGCUUUUUGUCAAAAUUGUUGCCAUCAAAUUGGUCGUUUUCUUGUCUUUCUGGCAGGCAUCAGCCAUCUCGGUUGGCACAUCGACUCUCAGGAUUGUUCAUCCUAAUGAGGUUAUCGCAUAUCCCGAUCUAAAAGUCGGCAUCCCGGCUUUACUCCUUUGCGUCGAGAUGGCCAUGUUUGCGAUACUCCACCUUUGGGCCUUUCCGUAUGCGCCGUAUAUUGUCGGCGCACCCCGAACAUAUUAUCCCAACCCCAUCGCAGACAAGGCCUCUCCCGCCGUCGAAAACGAGCGCCAGGCGCCCUCGGGUGGUUCCAUGGGACUCAUGGCGUUGUAUGAUGCACUGAAUCUAUGGGAUUUCAUCAAAGCAUUCGGCCGAGGCAUGAGAUGGCUCUGCUGUGGAGUCAAGCGCCGCAAGGAGGAUAUCAGUUACCGCCGGAAUCGGGGCGACGGCCUUGACAUGGAUAACCUCCCUGACAAUAAAGAAGGCGGUGGCUCCCACGAACCCGGGCGAUCUGGAGCCGGCCAUCCAGGUCAGCACGACGAAUAUGGCUCAGUCACGCAAGCAUACGGGCAGCCCUCUCAGCAGGCAAACCCAUAUUACUCUUCUAGAGUUGAAGAAAGGGCUGGCUUGAUGGAUAACGCUCAGCCCAAUCCGGAGGCUCGUGACUAUUCCACAGCACCUCCGCAACUGCAACGAGAUGCGUCGCCGUACCAGGCAUUUGGGGCGAACCAGUCUCGCGAAUUCCAACACCACGACACUCGGCAGCAGACUGGUGUAAUGCAAGGGCGUUACAAUCCGUAUGACGGCACUGGCAGUGGGCUAGCCGCACCGACACGGGCACAGGCAGCCGUAUCGCAUAGUUUAUGGGGUCCAGGACAGCAGCCUCAGCCAUAA
Metarhizium brunneum ARSEF 3297 is the source of this 1611-nucleotide messenger RNA. Lineage: Eukaryota; Fungi; Ascomycota; Sordariomycetes; Hypocreales; Clavicipitaceae. The record is from RefSeq and is a predicted model, not a curated record.